GUUAGCUACAAAUGUAUCGCAACGUAAUGGAAGAAAAGGAUUUCCAUUUAAUUAGUAAUAAUAGAGCCAUCGUGUUUCACAUUUUUAAUCCCGCAAGGGAUUGCGCUAACAGCUUUUUUUUAUUAUAAAGUGUACAUGAAGACACUUAAUGACUUAACUUUUUGUAUCUGUAAAUCAUAUUAAAAAUUUUCUCGCACUAGUUUUUAGUAGACGUCAUAGAUAAAAGAUCAGCUUUUAUCUGCAAAAUAUGUCAAAAUAUUAUGAAAAGUUGCCAAAUGAGCUCAUAUUGGAUUUACAAGUAAGCCUUGGUGAGACUAGAGGAAUUCUAAAAUAAAUUAUCCUUAAAAUGAAAUUCGAAAAGAAUGUUUUUUUGUUAAAAUAUUAAAUUUUCAAAAAAUUGGGCUUUUUUGAAAAUUCAGUAUCUCAUCAACAAACAAAUGUUCGUUUUGUUUGAAAUUCUUAAGAUAUUUUUUCAUAGUCAACAUAUCUAGUUAUGAACAAAAUCUUAAUUCGAAAUUCUAUUAUUUGUCGUUUCUUGAUAAAUGUCUAAGACAGAGUCAAAAAAUCACCUUGAAAAUCCAAUAUAAACAUAGAGAAAAACACACUCAAAGAGGAAUGUUAUGAGAUAGAUAUUCAUCUUCUAUACUAAAUCUUUGUUAAAUAGAGUAUUGAUGGAGUGAUGCAGUAAUCAAAAUUACCAUGAUAAACAAGUGAAUUUAAGGUAUUUAUAUCUUCGUAAUACAUUACAAUUACAAUCUUUCGUUACGUGAAUUUAUCAUUGUUCACAUUUUAAUUCCAUACGAUUCAAGGUAAUAGGUUUAUUUAUUUAUUUUCUCAUUUCAUUAUGUUUAGCUACAGGUUUAAAUCUCAUUCAAAAAUUCUAAGUUUGUAAUCAUUCGUUUAUACUAUAUCGAAUAAACCUUUAAAAUUAAUAUUUCUCUAUAUAUUAACAGAAGGGAUUAACUGAUGUUGGAAUUUUAAAGUUAUUGCUAUUAUCUUUUUUUUGAUUCAUUAAACAGCUUCCAUGAAAGAGAAGUCCAUUGCACGAUACAGUCUUCAAGCUGCAUCUUUUCAAUCAUGAUUCAAAUGUCAUUUAUACAUUUCAUUGUAUUCAAUGAAAAUUCAUAUGAUAAUAAAGAAAUACUGAUUAGAUCAGCUAUACCACAUUCUUUUAAAGAUUAUAAAAUAUCGUUUCUUAUUAAAGCUGCAGAAAAGAAAUUCAAAAUCAACAACGUAACAGUGUCAAAAAUGUUUCUUAUAAAAGAAAAAAUGAUUCUAAACAACACAUAAUUGUUGAUGUUUGGGGUCAACAUCCAACAUGAAAUCACAUUCAGGAUCUUAUAUUUGACAGUUUACUUCGUCAGACAAAAGCACUAGCUUAUAUGAAACACAAAGUGUAUUUUCGGCAAUAGCCAUACUUUAUGCAGCUAAUGUUGAUCAAUGCUUGAUAUGCUUCGAAUAAAGUAAUGAUUUCGAAUGAUAAAAUAUCCAAUUUUGUUUCUCAAUCAAAUGGACUAUUAAUUGGUAUUGAUUCGGUUGAUAUUACUCGGCAUGUGUUAGUGAUGCGUGAAAUUCGUCGAUGUGUAGAAAAAUUUACUUUUAAAGGAACACGUGUGUUCUUUCUUGAUUACAAAUAGGUCAUACUGGUCCAUUGGUGCCAUCUGAAGUUGAUCAUCCGAUAUAUAUAUUGAUCAUAUAGCACUUGAUUUACCUGAUUUAAUGAUUAUUGCAAGUCAUAUUGGAUAUCUGUAGAUUGAAGAAGCUAUUACCGUUGCUACUAAACAUCUGAACAUUUAUACUGAUAUUUCUGCUUAUACUAUUCAAUGUUAUCCUCGCGCUUUAAUUGAAUAUAUGAAAAUUCACGGUCGUAAUAAAGUCUUGUUUGGUACUAAUUAUACAAUGAUUACACCUGCUGAAGUUCUUGAUGGUCUUAAUGAUUUAGGUCUUGAUGGAAAAACUCAUGCUCUCUUGCUUGGGUAG
Molecule: messenger RNA, 1980 nt
Organism: Rotaria sp. Silwood2
Lineage: Eukaryota; Metazoa; Rotifera; Eurotatoria; Philodinida; Philodinidae
Source: the annotation of a GenBank genome assembly